AUGGUUAGUACGGUAGCAGCGUCUUGGGGUAUUUUUCUAGACUCUCGAUCGAGAGUCUUUCAGUUCUCCGCAUAUGCCUUUGAUGUUGCUACUUUUGACGCCCUGGCUGCGUUGAUGUAUGGAGGAUGCGUUUGUGUUCCCUCAGAAGCAAGCCGACGCGAUGAUAUUGCUGGAGCUUUUGCGGAACUUGGGGCCAAUGUUCUUUUCACAACGCCGUCUGUCCUGCAGACGCUUUCGCCCGCAGACAUGCCGGGACUAGAGAUUGCUCUGAUAGGGGGUGAGACCCCAGUCAAGGCGCUUCUAGACCAAUGGAUACCAUCUCUCAAGGCCUCACUCCCUUCAUAUAUGGUCCCUACCUUGGCUUUGCCAAUUUCUCGCAUGCCAUUAACUCCGACGGGGAAGACAGACCGUCGUCAGUUGCGAGCGAUUGUAGAGAAAUUUCCAAUGGCUGACUUUGAGUCGUAUAGCACCGGAUCAGGGGUAACAGGACGCGUUAAGCAGCAACCUGACUCGGAUAUGGGACGCUCCAUCCAGACAACAGUCGCUGAGAUCCUUAGUUUUCAGCCACAGCUUAUCGGUAUGGAGGACGAUUUCAUACAGCUCGGAGGCGACUCCAUCACAGCAAUGAAGUUGGCAGCUCUCCUUCGACAGAAUCAAAAUUCUUUAUCCGUGGUAGACAUCAUCCAACACCCAGUCCUUACUGCUAUGACGGAACGUGCGGUCUAUUUUACAAAUGGCUCCUCGGACAGUAGACCAGAAGCAACCCCGUCAUUUACUAUGUUUCCCGGUACAUCGGCUGAAAUAGCAUCAAAGCUGGCUGUUACGGAGGCUGAUAUUCUUGAUAUCCUUCCUGCAACCGAACAGCAGCUUAUCAUGCUUGCGUUUUCUCCACAGUAUGAGAUUAUCCGUAUUCCCUGCCCGGUCAUGCUAGUAGACUGGAAAGUGCAUGCAAAAGCCUGGUUCACCGACAUGAGAUUCUUCGUAACGUUCCUUCGGAGAGUGACCACCACAUUUAAGCACUAUGAAUGUCCUGGUGAUCUCAGGGAGUUUCAAUCUCGCCUGCUCAAGGAAGAUUCCGAUCAGUUCAUGCUAUGGAAUGUGCCUUCUGUCUGUUUCUUUCUCCUGUCUCAAAAUUCACAGCGAUACACGCUCAUUAUUCGAUUAAACUACGCUGUAUACAAUGCCCAAUCAUUACCAAUCGUUCUUAAGGAUAUUGAAAAUAUCUACGAUGAACAGCCGCUUUCCACGCCGAUUCCGUUCUCGCCGUGGGCUUAUAAGUUUUUGAUGUCGGCAACACCCAAAACCUAUGAAUUCUGGAAGACUCUACUUGAAGGAUCAUCAAUGACCUAUGUAGGUGACACAUUUGCCAAUAUGGAAGCAGGGAAAGAGACAUUCGUUGAAACUACACGCAGCCUUUCAGUCCUGGAACCUCCCAAAGGAAUCACUCUAGCCUCAUUGGUUAAGGCAGCCUGGUCCCUGACUCUGUCUAAACACUGUCAGAAGAGCGACGUGGUAUUUGGCCAAGUCGUCCAUGGUCGAGCCCAUGGCUUUCCGGGUGAGGAAGCAGUGGUUGGACCAUGCCUCAACUUGAUCCCAGUUCGUAUGGACUUGAGCUCUAUUAAACACGGGGAAGAUUUAUUAUACAGCAUUCAGAGACAGAAUGUAGCCUCGAUAGCAUACGAUCAAGUCCAAUUCAAAGAUAUCAUCAAAAAAUCCACCAAUUGGCCCAAGAAUACUGUUUUUGGCACACAACUUUUGCAUCAGGCUGACGGGCCCAUUUGCACACUGAAGAUUGGCAGUGUGCAUGCUAAUUUGGACGAAUACUAUGCGCCGCGGCUGGCCAAGGAGCUUCGUGACUUUGUUGUUACGUCCACUGUCUAUGAUCAAACGCAUACCUUACAGAUCUGCGCGACCAAUGCGUAUAUAGAUCAACAGUCUGCCGAUACCAUGAUGGACACCCUAGCUUUUUUACAUCCGGGAGCUUGCUCGGGAUCCUCGAGCGAUAUCUGGUGUAUAUAA
Molecule: messenger RNA, 2019 nt
Organism: Trichophyton benhamiae CBS 112371
Lineage: Eukaryota; Fungi; Ascomycota; Eurotiomycetes; Onygenales; Arthrodermataceae
Exons: 3
Coding region: 1-2019 (672 amino acids)
Biological process (GO): amino acid activation for nonribosomal peptide biosynthetic process; secondary metabolite biosynthetic process
Cellular component (GO): cytoplasm
Molecular function (GO): phosphopantetheine binding; catalytic activity
Source: RefSeq, a predicted model, not a curated record